This is a messenger RNA of Fonsecaea monophora, 1371 nucleotides long. RefSeq lists its product as hypothetical. The transcript is spliced from 4 exons. Lineage: Eukaryota; Fungi; Ascomycota; Eurotiomycetes; Chaetothyriales; Herpotrichiellaceae. Bases 1 to 1371 code for a protein of 456 amino acids. The record is from RefSeq and is a predicted model, not a curated record.
AUGGACGCCAAAGAUGGCAAAGUCGCCGAGCCGUCACCCAAAUCACACGGCCAAGACGACAUCACCACCACCCCGUCGCAGCCUGACGCACCCAAAGUCACGCCGCCGUUGUUGUUGUUGUCUGUGAAUGACGAAUUCAACAACGCAGUUCGUGCCGUGCAAGAGUUCAAGUCUUCAUCUCAUGUCAAGCCACACACUUGGAUACGCUUCCCGUUGAGCCCCGCUGCCUACAACCAGCUCACCGAGUUCUUGGAUAACGACGACACGUUCCGUGGCCUAGAAACCUUCUAUUCCCCCUUCACCCAAGAAUUCGCCAUGGGCGCCGAAACCCGUGUUCACGCGGCCUUUGCCCCUGCGGUUGUACGUGACAUCCUCAACGGUCUUGCACGCUUGGAACAUCCGUCCCUUGAUGGAUUCGGUGGCAAUGUCUUGAAUACCGCAUCGGCAAAGCUCGCUCUGACUGUCGAGGGCAGCACUUUUGAAAAGUGCCCCGAUGGCUCGUUGCUGUAUCUGGGCGCACGGUUCCCGGGAGUCGUCAUGGAAGUGGCCCAUUCCCAGCGAGCAGAGGACCUUCCCCGACUUGCUGAGGAUUACAUACUUGGUUCUGGUGGAAGAGUUCGUUGCGUCGUCGGCUUCAAGCUGCCAUACCCAGCAGGCAACGAAGCGACAUUGUCAGUCUGGAUCCCAAAAUUGACCGACUUGUCGGAUGGCCGCAAGAGCCUCGAUGUCAAGCAACUCGUGAAGGAAGAGGUCUUCUGCACUGCCGACGGUCACCCAAACCAAAACUCUACCGGUCUCAGCUUGUCGCUCGCUUACCUCGCACCGACUCAGGAAAUCCGAGCCAUGGUCAACGCGCUCCCAGCCGAGGUGGCCGAGAUCAAAAUCUCUACUGCAAAACUAUGCGAGUACCUGAAGUUGGCGUUCAAAGCGGAAAAUCCAGGAAAUGUCGUUGACGACAUCGACGACGAGAUGGUGGUGGUGGCUCCGCGCAAAUACGGACCUGCGCUAGUGUCGAGUCACGGAUAUUUCCUCUCCCAGAGUGAUGCCUCUGUCGACUUCACCCUGCUUCCUCGUCCGAAUCAGCUCACCGUCUCGGUCAACGAGUCCCGCGCUGUCGGCUGCUUCUUCAAGCUGCCGCAAAGCCUACAGACCCCCCCGCUGGAGAGUAUGGCGCAGCCCAUGUACCUGCCCCCCGAAGACACGAUUGCCAGAAUCUGCCCAAAUGCCACGUACCCGCCGUUCCCCAAACCCCUGAUCGGGCGGCCGCGAUUCCGCAAUCGACAAGGUCUAGCCACGCCAAAGACGAGCACGACCAUUUGGAGGAGCAUCUGGCGGCAAUUGACAACCUGGUCAACAAACUCUCUGUUUUGA